ACCCUCCCGCGUCGCCGUACACAGCAUCAAUAUUGUCACGCAGCUGUCGCUGUCGUUUUACGUUACUUGCAGAUCUCACGUGUAAGCUCUUACUUCGAAAAAUAACUUCCAGAAAAUUAUUAUUUACAUCGCAUAACAUCAUGGAGCCCCUCGUGAAAAUCAAUCCAGGAGUAACAAAAUGGGACAUUCGUCAAAUGAUUUGGGACUAUAUUGAGGACAAGAAUCUGGCUAAUUUCCCAAGGCCCGUCCACAACAGAAUCCCAAAUUUUAAGAGUGCAGUCGAAGCGUGCAACAGGCUCACGGUCCUGCAGGAGUUCAAUUGCAGCCAGACAAUCAAAAUAAACCCAGACAGACCUCAGCAGCAUGCUCGCUUUAUCACACUGGAAGCACACAAAACUUUAUUGGUCCCAACUCCUCGUCUUCGUUCUGGCCUUUUUAACAAGAUAGUCCCCCCACAGGGAGCCAACAAAGAACAGCUGCGUGCAUGCGCUUCCUCUCAGGGCGUGAAAGAGUUCAGCGUGCCAAUCGGCCUGGAUGCCAAAGUCAAGGUCGACCUUGUGGUUGUUGGCUCUGUGGCUGUGUCAGAGAAAGGUUUCCGCAUUGGAAAAGGAGAGGGCUUUGCUGACCUGGAGUACGCAAUGAUGGCCUCAAUGGGAGCUGUGGACGAGUCCACUGUUGUGGUCACUGUUGUCCAUGACUGUCAGGUGGUGGACAUUCCCGAAGAGCUCAUGGAAAAACAUGACCUGACAGUGGACUACAUACUCACACCAAGCAGAGUCAUUAAGACAAACUGCCCGUCUCCCAAGCCACAAGGAAUCAUCUGGACCAAGCUGGACACAGAAAAGCUGGAGAAGAUCCCCAUCCUGAAGAAGCUCCUGGCUCAGGAGGAGCUGGCAGGGAAGGACGUCACGUUGGGGGCGGGGCCUCCCUCAGCUGAGCCUCUUUCGCAAACCGGUGCCCCUAAAAAGCAAAGCAGACGCAAGCCGAGACAAAAAGCGGCCCGUCAGGAUGCCCAGGAAGAGUCCAAGGAGGAGAAAAGCGGGGAGCCACAACCGAACGCCAGACAGCGUCCGGCUCGAGUGAGGAAAGAAAGUAGAGGAAGUGAGGGAGAGGCCACCGAGAGCAGGAGAAGGAAGGGCCAAAGUGGAAGGAAUAUAAAGGAGAAGAGUCCAGAAGAGAUUGGUGGUGAAGUUGUGACCCAGAGUAAGAUCCCUCCCAGUGUGACCACAGUAUAUCUGGGUGGGAUCCCCACAGGGCUGCGUGUCAGCGAGCUGAAGACAUCCCUCCGAGAGAGGGAGGUGGCCCCGCUGCGGCUCACCUGGCAGGGAGCGCAGCACCGCGCCUUCUUGGACUACAGCAACCCGGAGGCUGCCGAGAAGGCCCUGGAGGCUCUGCAGGGGCUGAGCCUGAAUGGCCACAGUGUGCAGGCCGAGCUGGCCAAGAGCCAACGCCGCAGCAAGAGGCCCGGCCCGUCCAAUAAGAAACCCAGACCGGCACCGACAUCUGACGCGGAAGCGGUGGAUUCGAAGAGUGAAGUUCACGAGCAGACUGAGUAGUAAAAGCAGAAUAACUGCACUAACCUUGAAAUGCCUUAUAACACUUGAAUUUGGUUAUAUAUAUAUAUAUAUAUAUAUAUAUAUCCAGAUUGAUUAUAGUAGGGCCACAAUUUUAUAUAAUGUAACAUCUAAAUAAAAUAUGCAACAAUAGCACAUCUAAAUGUGAAAAUAAUCUCCCUUUGUUUUGGUCGUUUUAGUAAAAUAACUAAAAUGCACAAGCAGCAUGGUAGACUAGUAUUGAGCACAUCUGCCUCCCAUUUGAGAGGUUCUCUGUUUGAAUCUCAGCCAACGUGGCGUUGACAUGUUCUCUCUACGCUUUUGUUAGGUUUUCUCCGGGUGUUUUGGCUUCCGCUCACGUUCCAAAAACAUGUUAGGUGAAUUAGGCUUUCCUUAACCGGUACCAAAAGCCCUGCUGGUGGUCUCCACAUGGCUACGGGCCAAGCAUGUGCAAAACACCACCCUCAUGUGGCCAGAUUUUGCGUGAACGCCUUCCACGCGUUUCUUCGCCCACUUUUCCAGCUCUCCUGUUUGGCCAUCCUAUGCAAGAGCUGUAUCAGAAAAUAUGCCUUUACAAAGACACAAAAGCUCAGUUUGGAUUGAUAAUUUUAUAUUCGUAAUCUUUGUUGUAGUUUACAUUCAAAUAUUAGAAACCACUCUGUAUACUGUCAUGUAGUUUUACACCACUGCAAAAUAGAGCCUCUAAUUAUUGAUUUAACAAUGUUUAUCCAUUGUUAAAUCAUUGACUUUGGCAGGACAUUAGUUUUAUGUGAACAUGAUAGCGCUUUUUAUUUCUUGAUUUGGUCUCAGAUUCAUGCCUUAAUGUGGCCAUUGUGUGUCAUUAUUAACCUUGUUUCUCACAAAAAUACAAUGUUGUAUAUCUGCAAUGUAAUUAAGAGAAGUAACAAUAGAGUGACCACAGCUCAUCUGCCUGAAGUGAUUCAGUUAAACAUAAAUGACUAUUGUAUCCCCAGUUCAUAAGAUACAAUAAAAUUUCUUGUAUUGUUGGUUGAAA
Phyllopteryx taeniolatus (common seadragon) is the source of this 2568-nucleotide messenger RNA. It is a transcript of the gene mthfsd, whose product is annotated as methenyltetrahydrofolate synthetase domain containing. The coding region runs from base 141 to 1556 and encodes 471 amino acids. The record is from RefSeq and is a predicted model, not a curated record. Gene Ontology annotation, cellular component: cytoplasm. Gene Ontology annotation, molecular function: RNA binding. The transcript is spliced from 8 exons. NCBI's taxonomy places the organism in Eukaryota, Metazoa, Chordata, Actinopteri, Syngnathiformes, Syngnathidae.